AAGCACAUCUAUGCAACACACGUUGCACGCUCCUACACGCACCUUCUCGAUCCACCUUCGUCUUCUCCUUCGCAGGCGAGAUUCAUUUUUCAGCUGCAGGUUGAUAUUCUGGUCAGAGGGGUGGACUAAUCGGUUUCUCGAAUCUCUCUGGCUUCCUCUCCAAUCAGCACAAUGGAGAAAAGAGACGAGGAUCUGAAGAAGGCUCAGAUGCUGGACGCUCGAGCCAGGAACAUCAGCCACAAUGUUCGCUGCACUGAGUGUGGGAGUCAGUCCAUUGAAGACUCACAGGCAGAUGUCGCUAUUCUCCUCAGACAGCUGAUCCGUGAUGAGAUAGGAGCUGGAAAAACCGACAAAGAGAUAUACAGUAAGCUCGAGGAUGAGUUUGGGGAGACGGUGCUUUAUGCCCCCAAAUUUGAUAUGCAGACCGCUGCGUUGUGGCUAACUCCGGUUCUGAUUGCUGGAGGUACUGCAGCAGGGUUGGUUUAUAGUAAGCACAGGCAAAGGACAAACGUACACAUCAUGGCGUUGGACCUUAUUAGAGGUGUUUCGUUGACUCCAAAAGAGAGAGUUACCAUUCUCGAUGUUCUUAUUCCACCUCCCCCUCCUCCUCAGGGAGUUGCUUCCCGGUUGAGGAGAUUGCUAAACCGGUAGUUGCCCUGUCUCCUUAGCUCUCUGCUGUUUUUGAGUCAGAUAUUAUCGUCUUAGCCACUCGCAAUAAAAAAAGCAAUGUGGAGCAUGGAGUGGGUACCACGACGUUGACUGUCUAUGAGAAACUGAUGGUUUGCAUCUUUUACUAGCAGUUUUCUUACUUAUAAUGUUGAAAAUGGAUUCUUUCAUAGGAAUUUCUUGGUAUAUUAUAUGAAGCAUAGUUGAACGUGUGAUUUGUUUGAUAUUUUCUAUGGAACUGAAAACGGAGUGUGGUUGUGCUGUUAUAUUCAUUCCGGCACAUAGACAGCUUUAUUUCCAAGUUA
Raphanus sativus (radish) is the source of this 971-nucleotide messenger RNA. RefSeq names its product cytochrome c-type biogenesis CcmH-like mitochondrial protein. Lineage: Eukaryota; Viridiplantae; Streptophyta; Magnoliopsida; Brassicales; Brassicaceae. Bases 172 to 651 code for a protein of 159 amino acids. The transcript is spliced from 4 exons. The record is from RefSeq and is a predicted model, not a curated record.